Messenger RNA from Uncinocarpus reesii 1704, 2184 nucleotides. RefSeq lists its product as uncharacterized. The transcript has 3 exons. The coding region runs from base 1 to 2184 and encodes 727 amino acids. Gene Ontology annotation, biological process: attachment of mitotic spindle microtubules to kinetochore; mitotic spindle assembly checkpoint signaling. NCBI's taxonomy places the organism in Eukaryota, Fungi, Ascomycota, Eurotiomycetes, Onygenales, Onygenaceae. Gene Ontology annotation, cellular component: nuclear envelope; mitotic spindle; kinetochore. The record is from RefSeq and is a predicted model, not a curated record.
AUGAAUCACAGCCGGCUUUCGCAAACGCGAUCUACGUAUGACCUUUUAUCCGGAGCGCCCUCUUCACCGCGUACGCCAUCCAGAAACUCGUUUCGGAGAAGCAUUCGUGGUCAUGAGUCCUCGACUAAGGCGGACGUGGGAAAUGAGGAAUUACGCGUUGAGAUUAGCACUUUGAAGUAUGAACUUGAGAAUAUAAAGCAGGACAGAGAUUUGGCCGCACUGCAGCAUGAAAAGGAAUUACGCGAGUUGCAGGCGAGAGCAGACGCCGAUUUUAGAAAGGCGCAGGCCGCGGAGAGUAGCUCCGCCAAAGCCCAACGCAAAGUCGAGUCGCUGACCGCAGAACUGAACCAAUCCCGGGAAACCUUCGUAAACGAACAGAGCGGCUAUGAGAAGAAGAUUCGGCUCUUGCAAGACGAAAAUCGGAGCCUACAAGAGGAAUACGAGGAUUCGAUGUCCCAGUUUGCCGACCGAGAACGCCAGUCUAAAAACCAGAUCAGUGAAUUGGAGACAAUUCGCUCCUCACUUCAAAAGACACUGGAUGAAUUGCGGAAUGAACUUGAGGAAACCAAAAUUGGUUUGCAGGCAACGCAGAACCGGUUGACAGAGCGUGAAACUGAAGUGGACCAGCUAGAAACGGAAAAUAUACGAUUGAAGUCCGAAGGAUCUGAACCUGAAGCAUUAAAUGUACUGAAGAGAGAACUUUCGGAACAACUUUCACAGGUCAAGAAACUAGAAUCCGAGUUAAGACCGCUACGAAAGAGUCAAAAGAAGGUUGAUGUCGUGGAGGAACAAAAAAUUGCACUUGAAAACAAAUUACGGUUAAUGAGCGGUUUAGAAGCUGAGCUCAAAAAUCUGCGCAUACAGAAUCAAGCUUUGGAAGAUGAGCGCCAGUCUUGGACCAGUUUGUUACAAGUAGAUGGACAGGAUCCUGAAUUUGAUUCUCCAGAAUCCGUCGCCCGAGGCUUGGUUGAAGCCAGGAUUGAAAUUGCGUCUCUUGUCAAUAAGAUCGGGACCAUCCAGACCGAGGUCGCGGAAAAGACGGAAAUUAUAAACGGCCUAGAGACGAUGCAGCAGAAACUAAAGAAGGAAAUAGAUACGCUUCGCAACAACGGGUCAGGCGUAGCCAAUGUCGAUAUCCGCGCCAAAACCAGGCUGGAACGCCAACGAGUGUUGGCCAUCAAAGAGGUAGAAUACCUGCGGGCACAGUUAAAAACCUUUGAUACAGAGGAGACAUUGAUGAAUCCAGAGGAGAACCGGAUCGAUACCCAGAAAUCCGAACAUAUCGCUCAGCUAGAGGCUCUUCUAGGCGAACAUAGAGAAGAGCUUCACAAGCUACACGAAGAAUUGUCGAAAAGGGAAGAAAAGACAACACCUAGUAAUUCCCCGUUGAUGCGCGGUACCAAGCGACCACUUUCUCCGGCAGAAAGCGACGCUGAUGGUGAGCGACUCGCUGUUUUGGUCCGCAAAAACAGAACUUUACAAGAUUCUCUAUCGAAGUCCGAACAGUCGGUUGAGCUACUGCGCCGAGAACUUGACGCCGCGAAAUCCCACCUGUCUUCGUUGCAAGCUCAGUCCCGAACACGUAUUCUCGAACUUCGAUCAAAUCCUACGUCAGAUUUUGAAAAUCUGAAGCUUUCGACCCUCGCCACUUUACGGGCUGAGAAUCGCGAGCUCCUGAAACAAUUACGUGGAGAGAAGGACAACAUCAAAUGGGCUCCAGCCAGCGCUGUUGAUAGUUUGCAGCUAGAGCUUCAAGAGACGAAGAAGCAAAUUGCCGAUAAAGAAAAGCGAAUUCGCCGGUUAAAAGAGAUCUGGACGGCAAAAUCCUCUGAAUUCCGUGAAGCCGUGGCGUCAAUUCUUGGGUAUAAGCUUGAUUUCAUGCCAAACGGCCGUGUGCGAGUGACUUCCAUGUUUCAUCUUUCGGCGGCUUAUAGACAUGGUGACGCGAGUGCGUCGGCUGAUUCUCGAGGACCAGGGAGCAUGGGCGAUGGGGAAGAGAAUUCGAUCAUUUUCGAUGGAGAAAACGGCACAAUGAAGAUAUCUGGCGGGCCGAAUAGUCUUUUCGCACUUGAAAUCCGAGAUCUUAUCAAAUUCUGGGUUGAGGAACGGAAAGAUAUUCCAUGUUUCCUCGCCGCGAUGACACUGGAGUUUUACGACAAGACGACGAGGGCUGCUCGCAUGUGA